AAAAAUUCUGUGUCUGGUCUGGGAGUGCUUGCUGCUUACCAGUUUCCUUUUUUAUAAGGGGUUAGUUGUAUCCGUAGCUGGUACAGAGAUCUUUGCUAUAUAUUCAAGAUGGUCAAAUUAGGCAAGACGUCCAAGAGAAAGCCUACUCGGCUACGGCAUAAAAUUGAGAAAGCUGCUGCAUCAAAACGGAGAAAGGAUAAGAAGCUAGCCAAGAAGAAUCCCGAAUGGCGCUCCAAGGUGAAGAAGGAUCCUGGCAUCCCCAACCUUUUCCCCUUCAAAGACAAGCUUCUUCAUGAGAUUGAAGAAAAGAGGAGGUUGAAGGCGGAAGAGCAACAGCGUAUUCGGGAGGAAGCCCGCGCUCGCCGUAAUGCGCAGACCCAGGAAUCCGGGGGGGUUAUGGGCCAGAUUGAUGACAAUGAAUUACUCGACGAUGACAUGGAUGAAGCCGGCGAUGAGUCUAACCCAAUGGCUGCACUGUUAGCUUCAGCUAAAGCAAGAGCUGCGCAGUAUGAGGACGAACACGGAGAGGAUGACGAUGACGAGAUGGAUGAUGAUGAUGAAGACGACGACGAUGAUGUGGAUGAAAUGGAGGAGGACGACAAGGAUGGAGGGGCAGCCCUUGAUGUAUCUGAUAUUCCUACGAUAGCCACGCAGUCUAACAGCAAGGAGAACUCGAGACGGGCAUUCGAUAAGGUGUUCAAGCAGGUUGUGGAGGCAGCGGAUGUCGUACUCUAUGUGCUCGAUGCGCGAGAUCCAGAAGGCACCAGAUCCAAAGAAGUGGAGCGAGAGAUCAUGGCUGCGGAUGGCGGCUCGAAGAGGCUUAUACUCAUCCUUAACAAGAUCGACCUUGUUCCACCGCCAGUACUUAAGGGAUGGCUUGUGCAUCUACGACGGUACUUCCCCACGCUUCCAUUGAAGGCAUCCAACGGUGCACCCAACGCGCACACCUUCGACCACAAGCAGUUGACUGUUAAGGGCACUUCCGAGACACUCUUCCGGGCGCUCAAGUCCUACGCACACAGCAAGAAUCUGAAACGAUCAAUCUCCGUCGGCAUCAUCGGCUACCCCAACGUCGGCAAGUCAUCCGUCAUCAAUGCACUCACUGCUCGGCUUAACAGGGGAUCAAGCCACGCUUGCCCCACAGGCGCAGAAGCCGGUGUGACAACCAGUCUGAGGGAGGUGAAGCUUGACAGCAAGCUCAAGCUCAUUGACUCUCCCGGAAUCGUCUUCCCAAGUGCAAGCGAGAGGAGCGGGGGAAAGAAAUCCAAGAAACACGACGAGCAGGCUCGCCUUAUCCUCCUCAACGCCGUACCUCCGAAACAGAUCGAGGAUCCGUUACCAGCGGUCCAUCUUCUGUUCAAGCGACUAUCCGCCUCGGAGAACCUAAUUUCGAAGAUGCUCGAUGUUUAUGGUAUAACGACUCUCUUCCCGUCCAAUGGCGACAAGGCAACCGACUUCCUCAUCCAGGUUGCGCGGAAGCGCGGCCGUCUGGGUAAGGGUGGUGUACCGAACCUCAACAGCGCCGCGAUGACUGUGAUUACCGACUGGCGAGAUGGUAGAAUCCAAGGCUGGGUCGAUGCACCAGUCCUCCCAGCUGUCACGCUGUCAGAUAAUAAAGCAUCUGCGGACGCAGGACCUGCCGUUGAUACGAAGCAGAUCGUCACCGAGUGGGCGAAGGAGUUCAAGAUCGAGGGGUUAUGGGGGGAUGGAGAGGAUGAUCAGGAGAUGGCUGAGUAGUGUUCAUCUCUGGUGAGACUUGUACAUUUCUUUUCUGUUCUCGUCUGAUAGAUACCAAAAGUAAGGCGUUUUGAUCUGGUUGUCAUUGGGGCGAGUCAUUAUCAAUGAAUAUGGAUCAGCACGAAGUACUAUAAACCUGGGGUUUUUGAUGUAUCUCAAUAGAGUGCUCUCGUACAACCCUUCCAGUCAUCAAUACUAUCAUGUAGGCGUAUCAUCUAUAAUCCAAUAGUGCUUGCAUCGACUUUUCUCUCAACUACCUGGCCCACUAUCAUCAUCACUGCCAUCAUCGCUACUAUCAUCAGCUCCAUCAGGAUCCAUCACGCUCUUCGUACUCCUCUUUCUACUCCGCGAGUCGGCAUCGAGAUCCUCAACCCGGUCAACAUCAGCAUCCAUAUCGAGAUCGUGUCCAUCUCCCUCUUCUUCCUCUUCCUCAUCCCCUUCUUCGUCAUCAUCAUCUUCUUCCUCUUCCUCGUCCUCAUCCACAUCAUCAUCCUGAGCUCCUUGCGUCUCGUCAUCAUCAUCAGCAUCACCCCCUACUUCAGUAUCCUCAAUAUCCUCAGCCCGUUUAACCCUCUUCGCAUCAUGGACUGUCUCUUCUUCCUCUUCUACCUCCGCCUCUUCUUGCGCGUUUGCCAUUGUGCUCGUCGUCCCGGUCCUAUUAGCUGCAGCAUCUGCAGCGUCUUUCUUCCCCUUUCUCUUCCCAGCCUUGAGAUCCGUAUGGGCUUGUAAUUCCUUCUCAAGUCGAGGACGGAACGAAUCGAAUUCUAUCUCUGAAAGUGCGGUAAGGACGUCUGAUGGCGCUACCAUUCGUUUCAGGGUUGCUUCGUUGGCACUGUAGAUAUUUCCGAAUGGGUUACUUAGUCAUACUUCAUUCGCAAAGCAGGAUUAUUGAGGGGGUAUAUGCAUGCAUACUGAGACGAGAGAUAACUGACGAA
Monascus purpureus is the source of this 2672-nucleotide messenger RNA. The record is from the annotation of a GenBank genome assembly. Lineage: Eukaryota; Fungi; Ascomycota; Eurotiomycetes; Eurotiales; Aspergillaceae.